Messenger RNA from Syngnathus acus (greater pipefish), 2518 nucleotides. RefSeq names its product family with sequence similarity 49 member A (gene cyria). Bases 273 to 1247 code for a protein of 324 amino acids. Gene Ontology annotation, biological process: regulation of actin filament polymerization. Gene Ontology annotation, molecular function: small GTPase binding. The transcript has 13 exons. NCBI's taxonomy places the organism in Eukaryota, Metazoa, Chordata, Actinopteri, Syngnathiformes, Syngnathidae. The record is from RefSeq and is a predicted model, not a curated record.
UUUUUCUGUAGGCAGAGGGCGGGGUCUUUGCUGUGACUCAAUGCUGGACAGACCGAGUUACCAAGGUCGCCGCAAAGGGCUCCUCACACACUUUUUCAUUUAUCACCUGCAAGAACUACUCCCAAAGAUCGAGAAGAACAACGCGGAUGAUAUUGAUAGCAACCUGAGGUCCUGCACCGGAGAAGGUUUGCUGGAAUGGGUAACCUGCUAAAAGUCCUUACAAGGGAAAUAGAGAACUAUCCGCACUUUUUCCUGGACUUUGAAAAAGCCAAAUGGGGAAUCUGUUAAAAGUGCUCACUUGCACCGAGCUCGAACAGGGGCCAAACUUUUUCCUUGACUUUGAAAAUGCGCAACCCACAGAAGCAGAGUGUGAAGUCUGGAACCAGGUGAACGCCGUCCUUCAGGACUCGGAAAGCAUCCUGUCAGGUCUACAGGCGUACAAAGGAGCCGGUCAGGAGAUCAGAGAUGCAAUUCAAAACCCAAGUGACUUCAUGCUCCAGGAGCGCGCCUGGAACUCCGUGUGCCCUCUUGUUAUCAAACUCAAGAAAUUCUACUGUUUCUCUUUGAGACUAGAGGAGGCUCUAAAGAGUUUGUUGGAGUCCCUGACAUGUCCACCUUGCACGCCCACUCAGCACCUGGAAAAGGAACAAGCCUUGGCUAAACAAUUUGCGGAAAUCCUCCACUUCACUUUACGCUUUGAUGAGCUCAAGAUGAGAAUUCCCGCCAUCCAGAAUGACUUCAGCUACUACAGAAGAACAAUCAGUCGAAACCGGAUAAACAACAUGAAUCUGGAUAUUGAAAAUGAAGUUAAUAACGAGAUGGCCAAUAGGAUGUCUCUGUUUUACGCCGAGGCCACGCCGAUGCUAAAAACACUCAGCAACGCAACCACAAAUUUUGUGACUGAGAACAAAACUCUUCCACUGGAGAACACGACGGACUGUCUGAGCACCAUGGCCAGCGUCUGUAAAGUCAUGUUGGAGACGCCGGAAUAUUCAAGUCGUUUCAGCAGCGAGGACACUCUCCUAUUCUGCAUGAGGGUCAUGGUCGGCGUCAUCAUUCUCUAUGACCACGUUCACCCCAACGGUGCCUUCAACAAGUCCUCCAAGAUCGACAUGAAAGGCUGCAUAAAAGUGCUGAAGGACCAGCCUGCAGACAACGUAGAAGGCUUGCUGAAUGCGCUCAAAUUCACCACAAAACACCUGAAUGACGAGUCCACUCCAAAAAACAUCCGGACGAUGCUCCAGUAAUUUCAAAAAUUUUUAAUGGCAUAAAACUGAAGAGGAUCAAUGCUCUGACCUCAAAUAAGAUGUAUAUGUUUACAUGAUUUCAAAGAGCUGGUAACACUUUGCGUAGUCAUUCUCUCCAAGUUAAAGGCGCACAACAAGAUUUCCCGCUUCCAUUAUUAACAGCUGAGAGAGUGUUUUGCAUUUCUGCCUUGUAGAAUGGAGGUUUCCUCUUAAAAUGCUCCAAUUUUAUUUUACAUGCUUCCAUAUAUGCACACAAAAAUGGUGACUUGCUAUCCAAUCAAUCUGUGCAUGGAAUGAGAUCAAUCAAGAACAUGUUUAGCUGUGGAGGCACGCGAGGGACUGACUGCUUAGAUGAUGCCACACAGUCAAUUGCAUGUUUUGCUUUCACUGAUUCGGUUCUUUUGUGUCAAAAGUAAGGCCAAAAAUCUUAUUUAAAUGAUGUGUGAUGUAUUUUAAACUAAAAACAACCCCCUCUUUUAUUCAUGUUCUUAUUUCACUUGUGUUAAUAUACUGAUCAGUUGCCAGUUUUGAAAGAAUUUUUUUAUGACUUGUUUCACUUUGAGGGGAGUGAAUUACUGUAUUUGUAAAUUAUUACCAAGAUUUUUUUGUAAUGAAUUUUUAUUCUGCUCCCAUCCCCUAACUGUGUUUUUAAUUGCCUUAAAAACAUUUUGAGCUACUGUACUCGUUCGACUUGUCUUAAAAUGGAUCUGCUGUGUCAAAUGUCAUGUUGAUGACAAUUGUCAUUGGUAUCAUUACAUUGAUGUAGUGACUCUGAAUCAGCUUGGUUAUCAAGAAUUAUUUUAUGGCUAAUCCAUCUGAUUUCUGCUAACGUUGCAUCAGGGAGCUCCUCAAACCAGAGCAGACAAUCACACCAUUAAGUGAACAUUUUUGACUUGAUUUCCACUUUAAGCCUUAAAGAGCAUGUAUAAUGAAACAUCCAUAAAUAGGAAUUACUUUUGACCGAAGCUAUACUCGAUCUGAUUCGAUUCCAAUUCAAUCACCAUUCAUUUCAAAUGUGUCUUGUUCAUUUUGGUCACUGUCUUGUGGUAUUUAAUAUGUAUGUGCACACAUGAGCCAUACUUUGUGUUCAUCUGUGUAAUGACAACAUUCACCUUUGCUGUCAUGAUCAUGAGACAUACACGAAACUCUCAUGUUGAAUGCAAGAUUGCUUAUUCUACAAAUUGCUUCGGCUUUGUAUUGUGUUGCUGAAAGGGUUGUGUGAAUUGGAUAAUAAAGGUGGUACAUUUCCUACUCAAAAUAUGAGAAAUAUA